Empidonax traillii (willow flycatcher) is the source of this 841-nucleotide messenger RNA. RefSeq names its product ADP ribosylation factor like GTPase 2 binding protein (gene ARL2BP). The record is from RefSeq and is a predicted model, not a curated record. Gene Ontology annotation, cellular component: mitochondrial intermembrane space. The transcript has 6 exons. NCBI's taxonomy places the organism in Eukaryota, Metazoa, Chordata, Aves, Passeriformes, Tyrannidae. Bases 382 to 834 code for a protein of 150 amino acids. Gene Ontology annotation, biological process: maintenance of protein location in nucleus; positive regulation of tyrosine phosphorylation of STAT protein.
CUGGCUGCGUUGCUGCGUUAGUCAUAGAUGUCUCGGCAGAAAACAUGCAGAGGUGGCCCAAAACCCCUUUACAGGGGCUGACUGCAGGUGUGUGCAGGUUUGAGCCUCUUCUCUGGGUGGGCAGAGAAAGUCCCCAGAGACUUUGGGUUAUUACAGAAAAGAAUUAGCCUUAACUUUGGAAGAACAAGAUAUCAAAAUUCCUAUGCUUGAUAAUUAAAAAUUCUCACCUGCUGUUUGGGAAGUGGAUGGUAGUUUUAACAGCUGAAUUUGAAUUAAUGCAAAGCCACAUGUUAUUCCUUAGCACUUUGUCCAAAAAGAAGAAAUCACCACUAAGAGCAGCAACUUGCAGAUUGUCUCUUCCAGUCUGGUUAGGCAGGAACGAUGGAGACUGCUGAUGGAGAAAACUUGGGUGUAGCCACCUCCACCCCUUCUCACGAGGAGUUUGAUAUAGUUGUUGGCUAUCUGGAAGAUAUCAUCAUGGAUGAUGAUUUCCAGUUAAUACAGAGGUCUUUUCUGGAGAAGCACUACCAGGAGUUUGAUGACUCAGAAGAAAAUAAGCUCAUCUAUACUGACAUUUUUAAUGAAUAUAUCUCUUUAGUAGAGAAAUACAUUGAAGAGAAGCUGCUCGAUCGCAUUCGGGGGUUUGAUAUGGUUGCUUUCACAGUGUCCUUGCAACAACGCAAAGAUGAAAUGCCAGGUGAUAUAUUUGAUCUGCUUCUCACAUUUACGGACUUCCUGGCUUUCAAAGAGAUGUUCUUGGAAUACAGAGCUGAAAAAGAAGGUCGAAGUCUGGACUUAAGCAGUGCGUUAGUGGUGACUUCAUUAAACCAUUAAACAAGUC